UUCAUUCGCUUUUAAGUUUUUGCAGUGUUAAGACAUUGAGGAAGAAAGAAAAUUAUCAAAAAAAGUUUGUUGGUGCUGGCGAGAAAAAAAAAGAAGACCGAAGAGAAAACUUUUUUUUUUGUUAUUUUCCGAGAAAAGAAUAAAAAGUUCCAAUUUAAGAAGCUAGCGUGAAGAAGGAAAGGAAUUAUUUUUUAAUGAAAAGUUGAGCAUAAAAAAUAAUUAAAUUCAAUACUGAGUCAGUUAAUAUUUUCGAGAUCAAAGAUAAUUUUAUUUUUUCUCAUCUGUCAGAGAUAAAGGAUGUCGAUACUUUAUUGUUACUGUUUCUUGCAAUUGUUUUUCACUACAAUCUAUGGAUUAGAUACGACAACCAUUAUACCAGAUGAAGACUAUAGUAUUGAGAUAAUUGAAGAAUACACAACAGCAGUUAAUGAUUUUUUGAUAGACGAAGAUGAUGAAACAGCCACAACAACAGAGAAUUAUGAAGACGACUUAAGAAUUUUAAAUAAGGAUUUCGAUAAAUUGGGAAGGAUUUACGUUUCACAAUAUUACUCAUUAUUCGAUGAUCCCAAAAAGCGUCUAUCACUCGUCGCAUUAUAUCAUCCGGACGACUCAUUCAUGACAUUCGAGGGCGAACGAUAUCGAGGAACAAAGAAAAUCUUGGAAAAAUUUCAAAAGUUGAAAUUAAAAAAUCUCCAAAGAAAUAUUUCAUCAAUUGACACUCAACCUCUGCAUGAUGGAGGCGUCGUCAUAAAAGUCAUCGGGAAAAUCCAUGAAAAUACGAAACCGGAUCAUCUUUAUACACAGACAUUCAUUUACAAGCCACAAAAGGGUAGCUUCUUCCUACAACAUGAUAUAUUUCGUGUGAUUCGUCCAUAAACCAUGUCAUAUUAUGUGAAGAACCAUAAAGUGCUGCUUAAUUUAUUAGGAAUUAUAUUGUAAUGAAACAUUUUAUGAAUCCUUAAUCAUGUGAAUGUGUCAUGAGAAUAUUAUCUUUUUGUUUAACAUUACAAUACAAAUGCAGUAUGUCCAUAAAAUAUAAAUAAAAUUGUGUGUCUAUGUGUUUGGCAUAAAAUUUAUUCUCAUCAAAUGCUUCAUCAUAUUUCCAUCACAUUGUACGCUUGUGAACCUCUCUAUUCAUCCUGGGAGGUUACUGACCAUUAUGAUAUUUUAUGAAGUGCUUUAUGUCAUUAAAAUAAAAGUUGCAGAGGUG
This is a messenger RNA of Chironomus riparius, 1210 nucleotides long. NCBI's taxonomy places the organism in Eukaryota, Metazoa, Arthropoda, Insecta, Diptera, Chironomidae. The record is from the annotation of a GenBank genome assembly.